AUGCGGCACGAGUUUUGGAAGGCCCAAGUGUUGGUGGAGAGAGCCAUUGAUGCAGUGGAUGCGGCAAAUGCCCAGUUGGCAUUAGGGGGAAUGUAUGUGUCUAAAGCUCAGACACAGCUCUUAGCAUGGGAAGAAGCAGAGAAGUCGAAGGAGGAUGAGCAUGCUCAGAGAAAAUUAAAUGAGCAAGAGUUGGAACGAUGGAAGGAAGAGGCUAAGGAGCGGUGGAAAGUGUUCAACAACUCACAGAAGGCAGAAAUAACAAGCUGGCACAAAGAAAAAGCGCACUUGGCCGCACUCAAACAAAAAGCACCACCAAAGCCACUGGAGGUCCAAAUGAGGGAGUGGAUGGCCAAAGAUUAUCCACAGCUUCAACAAAACAAGCCCUUCACAUCACUGGAGGAUGCAGGACAAUCAGUGGAAGCGGGCAACAUCUGUCCGGCAUGA
Cantharellus anzutake is the source of this 444-nucleotide messenger RNA. RefSeq lists its product as uncharacterized. The record is from RefSeq and is a predicted model, not a curated record. The transcript has 2 exons. Bases 1 to 444 code for a protein of 147 amino acids. Lineage: Eukaryota; Fungi; Basidiomycota; Agaricomycetes; Cantharellales; Hydnaceae.